This is a messenger RNA of Melanotaenia boesemani (Boeseman's rainbowfish), 2063 nucleotides long. RefSeq names its product dual specificity phosphatase 22a (gene dusp22a). Lineage: Eukaryota; Metazoa; Chordata; Actinopteri; Atheriniformes; Melanotaeniidae. Gene Ontology annotation, cellular component: cytosol. The transcript has 7 exons. The coding region runs from base 278 to 901 and encodes 207 amino acids. Gene Ontology annotation, molecular function: protein tyrosine/serine/threonine phosphatase activity. Gene Ontology annotation, biological process: positive regulation of JNK cascade; transforming growth factor beta receptor signaling pathway; regulation of cell population proliferation. The record is from RefSeq and is a predicted model, not a curated record.
UUUCACGUCAAAACAAUCCGGAAGACGAUACAGCGUGACUAUUGCUGGAACAGAGACGAGGUCAAGGCUGAAACAAAUGCAACUCUUUUCACAUCUACAACCGCAUCUAACAAUGCUGUUUAGCAGAAAGCAGAUAUACAAACGGCCAGUAGCUGCUUUAUGUUAGAACUGAAGUUCACUUAGUCCAGGCUCGUGUUUUUGGCUCAAAAUCCAUGUUUACGUAUCGUAGCUGCUUAUAAUAAAGUAGGGUAGCUGCCCGCAGACUGGUUCAGUCACCAUGGGGAAUGGAAUGAAUAAGGUUGUUAAUGGACUCUACCUUGGGAACAUAAGAGAUUCAGAAAACAGAGACAGUUUGUCUAAAAAUGGCAUCACCCACAUCCUCUCUGUGUACAACAAUGCAAAGCCAGUAUUUGAGGACAUGACUUACCUUUGUAUUCAAGCAAAUGAUGCUUCCAGCGAGAACCUAUUACAGCAUUUCAAAGAGUGUAUCGGUUUCAUCCAUGAAUGUCGCCUGAAUGGUGGAGCUUGUCUAGUUCACUGCCUUGCAGGUGUAUCCCGCAGCACUACCAUGGUGGUGGCCUACCUAAUGACAGUCACACACUACAGCUGGGAGGAGUGUCUAUCUGCCGUUAAGGCUGUCCGCUCUUUCGUUGGGCCAAACUAUGGCUUCCAGCAACAGCUGCAGGAAUAUCAGACUACACAAGUCUCAGAGUAUCGAUCAUGGUUACAGUCCAGUUUCCGUCCAAGUCCAUUCAAUGACCAAGAGCAGGUGGGUUCCCUGCUGAGACAGUACACAGAACAACAGGAAAGUCAGAGAGGACCCGACAGGCGCUGGAUAAAUCAGGAAAUGGGAGUCUCUGGUCUGCCGUCCAGCACUGAUCAUCCUGAAGGCAGCAGUUAAAACAUGGCUUUCUGGCCAAGGUUGUCCACAGUGGUAUUUGGAGCUGUCAUUUCCAAAUGAACCCCAAGCCAUUUCCAACAUUAAGCUCUUUGAACGGCUCUAAAAAGAAUAAAUUAAUUAAUAAAGUGUGUGCUACAUACUUUAUUUUUUAUUACCAGUACCUGCCACUAACACUACAGUCACAACAGGGGUUUGGUGCUGAAAUAUGCCUUACUAUAAACUGCCCCACACCUUAGCCACACCUCGUGUGUAACAUGUUUUUUGUGGACUUGUUCAGCUGUGUAGCCUUAAAGAUAUGACUAUUUAUUUCUAUCUUAAUUGAACAUUUUGCCUUCAGUGAAUUAAAUGAAAAAAAAAUCUUAAUGUUCACUGGUAGUAGAUGAAAUCCACAACUCUUCAACCACAUUUUGAAGUUGUUGUCCAUGUGCCACUUGUUAAACUCUUAAAAUGAAACUAUAAUGAAACAUGCAGCUCGUCAGGUUAUGUUUGUUCGCUUGACAGCAUUGUAUACAUCUCACUGUAGGAGCUACUGCUCACUUGUCAGAUAUAUAAAAGACUACUGAAAUUUUAUGUACAGGAGUGUCUUUGUCUCAUUGAUGGAUCUUUCCAUAUGAUUCCCAGCUUUGUACACAUUUUACUGUACCAAAUUCUGGUAACCGAAAUCCACUGUAGAACUUAAUGUCUUGAUUAUAAACUGGCUGGUAAAAAAUGUUUGGUUGCCUUGUUACAAUGACAAAGAACACAGCAAUAAAGUUAUUUGUAAUUUGUCAGCCAUUAGAUAAGGCAAAUGAUGACAUUUGCAAUUGGGCUGCCUGAGUUGCUCAUAGAGAAAUGAACAUUCAAGACGAACAGCUGAGUAACAAGUAAGCUCUAAACUGGCAAAAUGUUCCUUUAAGUGAAACAACUGAAAUGGAAAGCUGUAUCAACUAUGACUGGGGCUUUAGAUGUAAUUACUCUAAAAUCCAAAUGCUAAAGUCUUCCUGAUUUUACUGAAGCUCUGAUUUAUCAUUUUUAUUAUGACAAAGCAGAUUUUUAUUAAAUAGUUUUAAGUUUUGUUAUAUGAUUGUGCUUUGAGUAUUUAUGGUUGUUAUCUUUGUUUUAUAAUUCAAAGCAUUUAUUGACAAAAAAUGUAAAUACAAAUAAAUCAGCACUAUCAACACUA